Messenger RNA from Chroicocephalus ridibundus (black-headed gull), 2041 nucleotides. It is a transcript of the gene CCM2L, whose product is annotated as CCM2 like scaffold protein. The record is from RefSeq and is a predicted model, not a curated record. Lineage: Eukaryota; Metazoa; Chordata; Aves; Charadriiformes; Laridae. The transcript is spliced from 10 exons. Gene Ontology annotation, biological process: heart morphogenesis. The coding region runs from base 81 to 1769 and encodes 562 amino acids.
UUUCCGACACAGGAAAAGGCAGCGGCGCCGAGCGGGGCGGUGGGGGCGGCCGUGCUGGGAGGCAGCACCGCGGCCCUGCCAUGGACUGCGAGGCCAAGAAGGGGAAGAAGGGCUUUGUGUCGCCCAUCAAGCGGCUGGUUUUCCCCAAAGCGGCUCGGAGGCCGGCGCUCCGCAGCAGCGUCUACCGGCGGCCGCUGCACUCAGUGCCCCUCUACCCCCCCGAUUACCUGAUCGACCCCCAGAUCUUGCUGCACGACUACGUGGAGAAGGAGGUGAAGUUUUUAGGCCACCUGACAUGGGUGACAGCCUCCCUGAACCCUUCCAGCCGGGAUGAGGUGCUGCAGCUGCUGGACACAGCCAGGCAGCUGAAGGAGCUGCCGCUGCAGACGACGCCGGAGCAGGACAGCAUCCUCAGCCUCUCCGCACGCUGCCUCCUGCUCACCUGGCGCGACAACGAGGAGCUGAUCCUGCGCAUCCCCACCCACGAGAUCGCCGCGGCGUCCUACCUGCGCGAUGACGCCCUGCAUCUCCUCAUCCUCAAAACCGGCCUGGGGGUGGACCCGGUCCCUGCUGGAGCGCACCCCGAGGUGGCCCCCAUUGGUUUGCCGGAGUCGUUCCCGGCUGAGAAGCGGCCGGGAGGUUCAUGGCCGGAGGGUGGGCGGCUGGGGGGCCCGAUGGAGCGGCGGCACACCAUCUGCAGCCUGGACUGGCGGGCAGCGCGGGGUGGGCAGGAGGGCCGGCAGGGCGGCAGCCUGGAGCGGCGGCGGGGCGGCAGCUGGGAGCGGCGGCAGCGCGGGCGGCCCUCGGGCAGCUGGGAGCGGCGGCAGCCCUGCGGCGGCAGCUGGGAGCGGCGGCGGGCCGGUACCGUCGGCGGCAGCUGGGAGCGUGGUGCCGGCUUCGGCAGCUGGGAGCGGCGGCACGCCGGCAGCAACCCCCUGGACCCUCAGGACCCCUGCCCCGACGCCUACUCCAACCUCAUCAUCCUCGCCGUGCCCAACAGGGACGCUGGCGAAGAGUCCUGCGCGCUCAUCUGCCAGGUCUUCCAGAUCAUCUAUGGGGACCAGAGCAUCGAGUGCGUGGAUCGCGCCGGGUACCACUACACCUCGACACCCACGCGGCCCUGGCUCUCCAGCAGGAGCGACAGCUGCCGUACGGACGGGACGUACGGCUACGACGCCGACUUCAGCUGCUGCAGCUCCUUCAACGGCUCCCAUGACACCUUCGAAGCGUAUUACAGUGGCGCCUCGUCACCCUCCUUCCACCAGUCCCACCACAGCUUGGCCACCGCCUGCAGCGGCAGCGACCAGAGCAGCGCAGGGCUGGAGCAGCUGCAGGACUACAUGGUCACGCUGCGCAACAAGCUGUCACCGCAGGAGAUCCAGCAGUUUGCCCUCCUGCUCCGUGAGUACCGCCUGGGCACGCCGGUGCAGGAGUACUGCGGGGAGCUCCUGCGCCUCUAUGGGGAUCGCAGGAAAUUCCUCCUCCUGGGAAUGAGGCCCUUCAUCCCCGACCAAGACAUCGGGUACUUUGAGACCUUCCUGGAGAGCAUCGGCAUCCGGGAGGGUGGGAUCCUCACCGACAGCUUCGGCCGCAUCAAGCGCAGCAUGAGCAACACAUCGGCCUCGGCCGUGCGCAGCUACGACAGCUGGUCCUUGCGCUCGGAGUCCGAGUCCUUCAACCGCAUGAUCACGGACAUCACCCACGACAUCGAGGCGCUGGCACGGGAUGAGGAAGAGGAGGAGGAGGAGGAAGAGGACAACUACCUGUGAGGGGGUGCCAAAACCCAGCUCCCUGCUCGCUGACACAGUGCUGCACCUCCAAGCCCAGACGUGCCAAGUGCCCAGCUCUGCCACAGUGCCUGGGACAGGGGAUGUUGUCCCCCUGUUUGUCACCAUGGGAGGCGACAUGGGUUUCGCACCACCCUGGCAGCUCUCAGAAGGGCUGAUGGCAUCGCAGGGCAGCCCUGGCAGUGGGGGAGCCCCCGGCCGGCAAUGCCAUGUGCUGUAAUUUCUGCAGAUUGCAAUUAAAUGCCAGCACUGGG